ACACACGUUUAACACUGGGACUUCCGUUUGCGUUAGCUUUUGGUGUGAACAUUAUAUUUUGAUAUAAAUACACUAGCCGUGGCAUGUUAGCAUCGUAAAGGCUGGCUAGAUAAUACUCUAGUGUAAACACAUCUCUUCAGCGGUCCUGUGUUACGUUAAAAGACGACGGGGAGGGGAAAAGCCUCAGGCAGCUAUCCAGCUAAUAACCUGAGACGGGGAUCCGUGUGAGGAAACUAUACCAGUGACUCGAAAGAAGAUGUAGCUUGGUCAAUAAAUAAGUGUUGGCCAGGAGUUGAAACUUCUGCACCUGAGGGCUGGACUUGUUUAUCUGUAAGAGUCAUCAGUCAUCUUUUUCUAAAUGGAGAAGAAGGAGAAGAGGCCCAGCUACUUUGCCAGGCUGAAGAAGAGGCGGCAACUGAAGCAAGGCCAUUCGGAAAGAGCUGUGGUUAAGGAGAGCCAAUCAGAUACAGACUUGAAGGGAUCAGUCAUCUGUGAGCCUGCCCCCACUACACAGCUCAAAGAGAAAAAUCGAGAAAGUGAAAAGCCCAGUAAAACUGAAAGAACACUCAGUAAAGAAUCAGCUGACAACUACGAAUCCAACGAACAGGCAAAGAAAGAGAAAAGAAAGCCUCCAGGGACUGUAGAAUACACUGUGGGCCCUAAGGACACCUUAAAUAGCAUUGCACUGCAAUUCAAUAUCACCCCAAAUAAACUAGUGCAGCUGAACCGUCUCUUCUCUCGCAGUGUGGUUCCAGGACAGAAACUCUUUGUCCCUGAUAUGGGGCAGUCCGAGAUGUCCAAGGUUUUCUCAGAUACCGUGAACAUGGCACGAUCAGAAAAAGACUUACUGGAUGACAAAUCAAGUUGCAUGCUGAGGCACCAGGAACUCUCUCCCCCUUCUGAGGACGAGAGCCCGGUCAAAUUCCUCAAGAUGAGCUGCAAGUACUUUACCGAUGGCAUGGGAGUUGUUGGCGGUGUGAUGAUUGUGACACCCAAUAACAUUAUGUUUGACCCGCAUAAGUCGGAUCCUUUAGUGAUCGAGCAUGGCUGUGAGGAGUAUGGACUCAUCUGCCCCAUGGAAGAGGUGCUGUCCAUGGCUCUGUAUGAUGACGUGUCCCGCAUGCAGCUCAAGGAUGCUCUGCCAUCUGACAUACCUCAGGAUCUGUGUCCAUUAUACAGGCCAGGUGAGUGGGUAGAACUUCCAUCUGAACAGGACCUGAACCCUUUCAGCCGCUAUGAGGCCCUCGGCAAACCUAACCAACCCAUCGUGUUAGAUGACGUUGAGACAGCGGCUGACUGCCCCCCCACUGACAAGUCACCAUCCGGUGAAGGCUUCACUGGGCUCGAGGUGUUGCAGAAUGAAUCAGGAACUGACCACGGAAGCACUGAAACUUCUCACAGCAGGCCAGAGACUGCCAAUGCUACCUGCCCGAGUCUGAAAGAGACAUCCUUACAAGAGCUGAGUGAUUCCAUGGAACCAAAAAGGAGAGUGCUGGUCCUCACAGAUCAGUCAGUAGAGGCAGUAAAGUCAUGUGAUGCAGACCAAGUGGAGGAUGUGGAUGAAGGCCUUCAUAAUCAUUCCACAGAUGAAAAUGUGCAGCUGGUCUUGGAUGGGGAAAAAACCAGCAAACUGGACACCGGAACAAAGCCUAGUGAAAAAGAGCAUGGGGUUACUGUAGUGGAUGAAAUGAAGAAUGCAGAGGACUUAAGUAAGGCAAAGAUUCUCAUUCAUGAUUCUUUGCAAGUGGAAGAAGUAGUAGCUGGGGACCAUAAAAGAAUUGUAAGCUCUGAUCAUGUGACUGGGGACUCUGGAAAAUGUAGUUUUUCUGGACCAAGCUAUGAAGAUGAUAAGGAGACAGUGAAGAUACUGAAUGCAGAUAAAGAACUGGGCAAGAAGCAGGAAGAGCUGCAAAACAAUGAAACUGAGAUGUCUUGGCUGAUGAAAAGGAUGCAGGGUCCAAUUGAAGAUAUGUUACUGUCUGCAGAACAGAAAAGCAAGAAACCACCCAUGUUCCUCUGCUUCAAAGUGGGGAAGCCCAUGAAGAAAUCUUUUGCUGCUGGUCGAACCUCUAGCCCAACUCGCAUGUAUGGGAGCAAAGGGAAACACCCAGAGUAUUGGUUUGCAGUGCCACAGGAAAGGGUGGACCAUCUCUACUCAUUCUUCAUCCAGUGGUCUCCUGAUGCCUAUGGGAAAGAUGCACAGGAGCAGGGCUUUGUAGUUGUAGAGAAGGAUGAACUGAACAUGAUUGAUAACUUCUUCAGUGACCCAGUGCCCAGAAAUUGGGAGAUCAUCACCAUGAAUGAAGCAAGGAGGAGGCAGAGUUUUAGCACUUUUGAGGAUGAGGACCCACUAGACCUAUUGUCUAUUCUGACGGACCCCAGCACAUUAUUUGAAGAUACACACGUUGAGAAGUUGGCUGCUCGGCUCCCAGCUCGGGUUCAGGGUUAUCCAUGGAGGCUGGCCUACAGUACAGUGGUGCAUGGAACCAGCUUAAAGACACUAUACAGGAACCUGGGGGAGCUGGACUGCCCCGUGCUGCUAGUCAUCAAAGACAUGAACGAUCAGGUUUUUGGAGUUUUCUCCACUCACCCUUUCAGAGUUAGUGAGCACUAUUAUGGCACUGGGGAGACUUUCCUCUACACUUUCAGCCCUGAAAUUAAGGUGUUCCGCUGGACUGGUGAAAACUCUUACUUUGUGAAAGGAAACUUGGACUCUCUCCAGAUUGGAGGUGGAGGGGGUCAUAUUGGCCUGUGGCUGGAUGCUGACCUGUAUCAUGGAACCACCUCCAAAUGCUCCACUUUUAACAACCAACCACUGUCAUCCCAACAAGACUUCACUGUCCAAAAUCUCGAGGUCUGGGCCUUUGAGUGACGUCCAUAAACGUAUAUUCAAAUACACACACACACACACACACACACCAUAAAAACAAAACUAAUAGCAAGUCAUACAAAAUGCUGGAGACAUGGUCUACUGCUGGUUAUUUCAAGAUGCACUGAAUCAAAAAAAAAAGUUUCAAGGGCACUAAUUUUGACAUGAGACCAAACUAUACAAGUUUACCAGGAUGCGUGUUGAGUUAAUUUAGAUUAGGAUGAAGGGUAAAGAGAGAAGCAGGCUUCUGUUUGUGCCUCACAUAGACUGCCUUAAUAUUACACAUGUAUCCCAGCAUGCAAUAGUAUAUACAAGCUCUGCAUAAAUAUAACCCUUAUAGGCUGUGACUGCAGAGCCUUAGCCAUAUUCAUCAUGCUACAGAACCUUGGAAUGAGCUGAAGUUUUAUAUUUGAAAUGUUCUCCAAACUUCUAUGGGUUUGUCAAACAGGGACUAUGAUGUUUACAAAAGGAAGAUGAGAUCAGUUUGGUAGUGAUUUAAGCAUUUUGGUGAAUCUUUGGUUUACUAAAAGCACGAAUAAUGGCAUGACAUUCGUGUGAAACACAUUCCAUUUGAUAAGAGAAUUUAUUGUCUUGACCAAAGCUUUUUAUUUAUGCCUUUCCAUGUGAAUUUGUUUUAUGUUGUGGUUUUUUUUUUAAUAUUUGAAAUAAUGUCUUUUUAAUUGAAAGUUGUGUAUUUCCUCUAUGUGAGGAUUAUGUUCACUUCAGUUUUGUGCAUUUAUAUGAUUUAUAUUAUAAGAACAUUGUUUGGUCAAUGCUAAGCUGGAAAAGGCACAUGAUGGAUGUAAUGUCAGUGUUUCAGGUUUGCCACUGAUACAAUUGUUGACCAUUUUUCAUUGUGAUAGUGUUACAGGUCUCCCACUAAUUCACACCAACAUUAUUCACAAUGCGGUCUAAUACUUACUUAUGAGUGCCAGUAAACACUUCAGUGAUGGAUAGUAAUGGUAGUAUACUAGUCAUACCAACAGGUCACUGCAUACUUUCAUUAAUGGUUUGGCAUUUCCAGUGUGAUUUAUUCCUCUCAACUGGUCUCUCAUACUCUACAGUUUGUUCAGAACAAAAGCUGUGAAUUAUGUAAAAAUUAAUGGAAUGAAGCACUAAGUGUAUGAAUUACUAACUCCCUGUUUAUUGUGCAAACUUGGGAAAAGGAAGCUAAGUGUGUUGUAAAGGUUGUCUCUUGGUUUUGACAGGUUGUAAAGGAAACAAAGUUUAAAACUGACACUGAAAGUAAUUGGAAAGCGUGAGGUCUUUAAUGGUUGGAUAAUGUUAAUACUACAGUCAGAAAUCCCUUUUCAUGUUUACCUAAACUAACACCAUAUACAUGUAUUGGUGUGCUUGGUCCACUUUUAAUUAAGCUUUGUUUCCUCGAUGUGAUUGGUCACUUCAGUUCAAUGCAGCAGUAUGUGCACUAAAUUCCUGCUAAUCUUUUAAACAGCUUGCCAUAUUUAAAUGUCAAAUGCAAAAGGGAAAUGAUGUCCAUGAAACAUUUCACUUUAAAUGUCCCAAAGUGUUUUUUCCUUAAAUCUAAAAUGUGUCCGGUUCUAGUUCACCCCUCCUAACUGCCAGUGUUAGUGUGUCCCACAAGCCUGUGCAUGUGUGCUCAUGUCCUGAGAUCUUCCGACAAGGUUGUUUAGGGCUGUAUGAUGCAGUGCUCGCUAUAACUGCCGUCAUUGUCAUCUUCCGUCUCCGCUGUGCAGUGACCGAAGUCAGUGAACGCAGUAUGGAGCUUUUUGCAGAGCUGUAGGUGUUCUUUCCUUCAAAGUUGGGAUUUGUUGUUCUUAUUUCUUACCACCAUGGUAAAUGUGCUUUUCUUCCAUAUUACAAGCAUUAUUCAUACAACAGUACUGGGUUCUGUACCAUCCGUAGUGAUAAGUAGUGGUUGUUUCUCUUAUGCCAGUUUCCAUUGACUGUUUGUUUGUUUGUUUGUUUGUUUGAGUGGCACAAGCCCCCCCGCCCGCCAUGUCUGUUACUUCCUGGGCAUUUUCUCCUUCAAAUACUUCACAUUCCCUAACAACUAGCUCUGAGCAACAGAGAUUGGGACUAACACAUUGCUAGCAAUAUAGAGCAGUUCUCCUCAAUGUGGCAUGCACUGUUGAUUGCUGGACCUGCAAAUUUACUUGAAUUCCAAGUAAUUUGCAGCUCUUUUUGGCCAGUUCCAGUUGUGGUCUCUGGCAGAGAGAACAGACAGUCCUCUGGGACAGGAUAUCAUGGCACACAUUUGACCUCACUAAUUAUAUCCUCCAGCAUUUAUUUUCUUAAUGCUGCUCUGUGGAAGAUUCAGUAACUAGGCUACAAAGUCCUACUUCUGGCCCCUAAAUGGCCAGGUUUCAUAAGUUGUCAUCACACCCUGACAGCUUCUUCCUCCCUGCAUAUCUGCUGUCUUAGACAGUUUAAAUGGUGUGGUACUUGCCACCUGGAAGUCCUGAUCUACCAUUGCAGCACACUGUAGUGCUGUGGAUCAGUCCCAUAGACUUAAUACUGCUGUUCUGAAGCAGGGAUAAUGCCACUGCCCUCCAUGGCACCUGGAGGGUAUGAGGACCCCCCCACCCCCAGAGUCCAUUAAAUUCCCUCAUUAUCAGCCUAUGUGUAAAGUUGCUUGAAAGAAGACCAUUUUCAGUGACUUCAACUAAUAAGUUAUGCACUUUUAACAUAAGUUCACCUUGUACGUGUUGAUGACAGGAUGAUUUGAGUUUGACCUUUCAGCUGAAUCCAGGGUUUCUGCCCCUGCUCACGUUGUAAAGCAGUUUAUAUAAACAAGCCUUGUAGUCGAUAGAGGGUAAGCUUACAGAACAUUCUUUGUUGGGCGUGGUACAAGGUCAUCUUGACCAGAUUAUACUGUUGGCACUAAAGGUCAGCCCACUGCGUAGUGUAGGUCAUUGUAGGCUACAGACAGGCUGAACCACCAGCUGACACUGUGACGAUCAACUCUGCCAAGAGUUCCUGGAGUUUCUACUCGUGCGCCUUAUGUGGAGGUUCCAUUCCAUAGUCUAUGCUCCUGCUACCAUGCAUAAGGUUAAACCUAUUCUAUCCCUCUUGCUGAUGUCUCCUCAACCCAUGGGCAUAGUUCUCUGACCACCUUUUCAGGGUUAUCUUAAGGUGAGGCCUGUUCCUCUUGACAUGGAUGGUACAUUGAUCAGAUGCUUCAAUUCCAAUAAAGUGUGUGUGUGUGUGUGUGUGUGUGUGUGUGUGUGUGUGUGUGUGUGUAUUAUAAAAUGUGUAUGUGUUGUUCAGUUCUGCCCUAGAUAACCACCAGAGUUCCUGGUCAACCAUUAAGGCAAGAAGGUUGUAGGGAAUAAUUGUAUGAUGGAAGUAUUUUAUAGCAAACACUACGUUAUUGGUCACUGCAUGGCCUUGCUGGAAUAUCUUUGCAUGCCUGUGCAGUGCCCAGUGUGGUAUCCAGGUGUUCCACACUACCUCUGGCUGUUAUCAGGGGUUCAUAGAGCAGUAGCAUAACUAGUUAUUGUAUGUUAUCAUUGAAUGUUCUAUUUAUUGUUGCUAUGCUGAAUUGAAUUAAAAAUAAAUAUAUAUAUAUAUAUA
Neoarius graeffei (lesser salmon catfish) is the source of this 6424-nucleotide messenger RNA. It is a transcript of the gene ncoa7b, whose product is annotated as nuclear receptor coactivator 7. NCBI's taxonomy places the organism in Eukaryota, Metazoa, Chordata, Actinopteri, Siluriformes, Ariidae. The record is from RefSeq and is a predicted model, not a curated record. The transcript is spliced from 16 exons. Gene Ontology annotation, biological process: regulation of transcription by RNA polymerase II; response to oxidative stress. The coding region runs from base 359 to 2872 and encodes 837 amino acids. Gene Ontology annotation, cellular component: nucleus.